This is a messenger RNA of Colletotrichum abscissum, 1977 nucleotides long. Its product is annotated as Vps52/Sac2 family protein. The record is from RefSeq and is a predicted model, not a curated record. Gene Ontology annotation, cellular component: GARP complex. The transcript has 2 exons. Gene Ontology annotation, biological process: retrograde transport, endosome to Golgi; Golgi to vacuole transport; endocytic recycling. The coding region runs from base 1 to 1977 and encodes 658 amino acids. Gene Ontology annotation, molecular function: syntaxin binding. NCBI's taxonomy places the organism in Eukaryota, Fungi, Ascomycota, Sordariomycetes, Glomerellales, Glomerellaceae.
AUGUGGCUUGAUCGGCUUGCAGCACAGUCGAACUCGUCUCCCUCAGCGUCGCAGCCUGGCAGUCGACCAUACUCUCCUCUUCCGCGACGAACCUCCAGUAGCCCCUAUGUGACCUCUCAACGACCUGGCAUUACACCAAGAGGCUCACAACUCUCGCUCGUCUCCAACGAUUCCUCGAACUCCUUCCUAGCUUCACGGAGGGUGAAUGGCUCAGGCUUGAAACAAUCCCAGACAACCUACGACGGACCGGAUUCGGUUGAGAUCUUGGGCCAGAUCCUAGAUACAGCGCCCGCAUCCGAGGCAACAACGAUCACAAUAAGCGAAAAUGACCUCGAACUAGACUUCAGUUUUGAAGGUCUGAGCUUGCGAGAGCUCGCAAGCUCCGACGAGAUCGAUAGAAGCGAUGCGGAUAGCUACCGGCGGCAAACCGCAGAGGAGUUCGAAGCGAGUAAAGCUCAGUUCGAGGACCUGCAUCGAUCAAUUGCAGCAUGCGAUGGGGUUCUAGGCUCAGUAGAGACCAACCUGACCAGCUUCCGUAAUGACCUCGCGGCCGUCUCUGCAGAUAUCGAGACCCUGCAAUCACGUUCUGCGGCGAUGAACGUGAGGCUAGACAAUCGAAAAGCAGUUGAAAAGGCUUUUGGUCCAGUUGUCGAGGAGCUCAGCGUCUCACCCCAUGUGGUGUCCAAGAUAUCUGAGGGCCAAAUUGACGAGACAUGGGUCAGGAUGUUGGCGGAAGUGGACAAACGAGCUACAGCAUACAAGAAGUCGGUUUCGAACCAGGGAGAGAGCAAAGCUUGGGCAGACCUUGGCCCUCUACUGGAAAAACUGACAAUGAAGGCCGUCGAGCGGAUACGGGACUUCAUUGUUGCCCAGAUCAAGGCCUUACGAUCCCCUCACAUCAACGCCCAAAUAAUCCAACAGCAGAACUUCUUGAAGUUCAAAGACUUAUACACUUUCUUGCACAAGCAUCAUGCUACUCUCGCAGAAGAGAUCAGUCAGGCUUACAUGAACACCAUGCGAUGGUACUACGCAAAUCAAUUUGGACGAUAUCAAAGGGCAUUGGAGAAGCUUAAGCUGCACAUUCUCGAUAAGAACGACGUCCUUGGACACGACGAACCCACGCGAAGAGCCACGGUGUUGUCUGCCACAAAGCCAGCUGGGCCGCCUCAUGAUGCCUUCAACUUAGGACGGCGUAUUGAUCUCCUGAAAUCGGGUAACGCUGCUGCGAUCUCCUCUUACCUGGCCGAGGAAGACCAGACAACACAUUAUCUAGAGGUACCUUUCAGGAACUUCAACCUGGCACUCAUAGACAACGCUACUGCGGAGUACACAUUCCUGGCCGCCUUCUUCUCGCCCCCAUUGUCUCUGCAAGCGGUGUCACGACAGUUCAACUACAUCUUCGAACCAACAUUUGCGUUAGGCAAAACCCUCACCAAGACGCUCACUGCUGAGUCGUACGAUGCCCUGGGGUUGCUGUUAAGCAUCCGCAUCAACCAGCAUCUUGCUUUUGAACUGCAACGGCGCAAGGUGCCAGCUGUGGACGGCUACAUUAACAUGACGACAAUGCUUCUAUGGCCGAGACUACAAGUCGUAAUGGACCACCACUGUGAAUCAUUGCGGCAGCUGAUGAAUACUUUACCCACAAAACCUAGGGCGGCGGAUCAGAAUAAGCUAUCCGCCGCGCCGCAUCUCGUUACCCAGAGGUUCGGCCAGAUCUUGCAGGGAGUUCUGGCGCUGAGCACAGAGGCAGGAGACGACGAGCCGGUGGUAACCAGCUUGCGUCGUCUGCGGUCAGAGGCAGAGGCUUUCUUGACGCGGUACAGUCAGUCUUUCAGCGAUAAGCGGAAGCGGGAACGGUUUCUUUAUAACAAUUACUCGUUGAUUUCAACCAUCAUCAGCGACGUUGGCGGAAAAUUGGGCACGGAGCAGCAGGAGCAUUUCGAGGGCCUCAAAGCGGCAUUCCAAGAGGGUGCUUGA